UGCUGAGUGCUCGAGCGCAAGGGGAUUCCGAGAAUAAGCAAUUCCGUCAGAUUCGACUACAGGUCGCAGAGCCUGAUCACUUCGAUCAAAACCCGAGGCAUUUUGGAAUAAAUCAUCAAUUUUUCAUAAUUAACCCGCGUUCGAGAAAUCCGACCUUUUCACCGAGACUAUCCGAAGGAUUUCUUCCUUUCGAAUGAUAAUGCACCUUUUCGCUUGAGUGGGGUCCACUGUCAGCUAGAGGGGUAGACAAACCCAAGCAGGUUAUGUGGAGGGACUGAGAGCAGAGCAGAGCUUAGAUCUGGGGGAGAAAGAAGCCGUCCAGGCUAAGUGAAAAUGCCACUCAUUCCUGACGAGUCCCCGGCCUGGUGAAGGUCCCCGUCUGAGAUCAAGAGAGCGGAAAGGCGCCACAGAGAGAACCUCCCCCAGGCCUGCCGACAGACACACAUCCCAAACAUCCACAGCCACGGAAUGCGUCAACAUCACUGUGGUGGUGAAAUCUCGCUGACUCCUCACUCCUCGUCGCUCACUGAAUAAGCCUAUACCGGGCAUUCUGGAAGCAUCCGGUGUUCACAGGCACACAGGAAUGGCAGCGAGGGCCGGGUGAGAGCCCCCAAAUGGCUCCCGUCAUGGCCACAGUUUCUGUGUAUUAGUGACUUUUUACACUGUGGAUAAGGGAUGACUUUACAUUGGGCCCAUGGAUUCCAGUAACUGUAAAGACUAGAACCUGCCCAUGUGCAUACUUACCUCUUAUCAAUAUCUGAAAGUACAGUACCUGAUGACCUAGUGGACCUUGUUAUUCCCAGUAGCAGUGCUGAACCAUACGAGGGGAUCCUAGUAUUGAACAUGACUCAUGGGGAGGAGCCUGGCCCUGAGACACACACGGAUUCAGCUGUUCUAACUUAUCUGGAAGGUUUACUGAUGCAUCCCGUGGCGUCUGGGCCUGGGGCCACGGCAACCCGGAGAUCAGAGGCUGCCCGAGGGCACGGCAACCAGGUGGAGCAAGUCAACAAGAUGGCCCGACCCUUCCAGCUGCCCAGCCACGGCCCCGCCAUCGUCACUGUUCAGAAGGCCGGGAACGGCCCUGCCCUGCACCGUGGGGUCUCCCAGAACCUGAAGAAGGCCCGGCUGCUCCGCUCAGGGGCCUGGAAUGAGCCUGGAGCCCAGAGGCUGAGCUCCCCCCCUGUGGAGCUGCCCAACCAGGUGGGUGGAGGAGACCUGCAAAACGGGGCCUUGGAGGGCUCUCCUCAUGCUGGGGAGAGCACCCUGCUGGCCUCCCUGCUCCAGUCCUUCAGCUCCAGACUGCAGAAUGUAGCCAUGUCGCAGCAGUCCACCAAACCCCCCAGCGAGCACUCCCCGCCCACUGUGCCCCCUCCUGCUGCAGACAAGGAGCGGCUCGCCUGCUACGGCAUGGCCUCCAGCCGCCUCAAGGGCCUGAUGAGGAAGAGCAAGAUGCAGAACCACAGUAGCACGCCUUACAGCCGGCGAGGCCACGGCCAUAGCCAGGACAGGCCCUCUGAGUCCCCCUGCUCGGUACAGAGCAGCACCCCUCCUUCUACCCCUACCGCUUCUACUGCUUCCACUGAUGCUCAGUCCUGUGCAGAACGGCUCAAGGCUGUGGCCAACCUGGUAAAGAUCCGCUCCAGCCCUGCCCCCUCGCCCAAGCCCAGUGUGGCCUGCAGUCAGCUGGCCCUGCUGCUGUCCAGUGAGGCCCACCUGCAGCAGUACAGUAGGGAGCAUGCACUCAAGGUCCAGCACUCGGGCCACUCGGCCAGCUCCAGACUGGCCGCCAUGGCAACACAGCAGACCCAGGACAAGAGGCCGCCCAGUGUGGGAGAGGCUCCGCCCACCAGCACCACCACCGUUGCCCCAGACGCGCAAAGCUCCUUAACUGCCCAAAACAGGAUAGCGACAACAACACUCCCCCGCCUGGCACUAAACUCUAGCUCAAGGCAGCGGAGCCCCUCCUCCAUGCUGCCAGCCCACAGCUCACCCUGCCCCACCCCUCUUCCUCUGCCCCUCAACCCCCACACCGACACCCAGACCCAACCCCAAACCCCCACAAAUGAGAAACGUGGCUUUGACUCGCGCCACGCCAGGCCCCCCCAGACCUGUAGCAGCCUGCUCCUGCUGCUCCUCAACAACCACAACAACCAGAAGCAGCUGACUAAGAACGGACACCUGGAGGACGACUGUGGGGUCCUGCCCACUAGCCGUGGCUCCUCAGUCACCUCCGACAGCGAGUGCUCCGUCCAGGAGAAGAGCCUGGCCAAGAGAGAGGAGAGCUGCAGCGACGCAGAGAGCUCCUACUCCAGCUGUUCUCCCAUUGACCUCUCUAUGAGGAGCAGGGCCAGCACCAGAGCCCCAGAGACCAGGCUUAAAGCCACCUCCCCCUCCACCUCUGUUUCUUACUCUUCCUCUUCUACAGCUUUCUCCUCCAGCUCUUCUUCUGCUAUCUUCUCCUCUGCCCCUACUGUUUUCUCUUCCUCCACUGCUUUCUCUUCCUCCUCUACCGUUCUCUCCCCUUCCUCCACUGCUUUCUCUACCUCCUCUACCGUUCUCUCCUCUUCCUCCACUGCUUUCUCUUCCUCCUCUACCGUUCUCUCCCCUUCCUCCACUGCUUUCUCUACCUCCUCUACCGUUCUCUCCUCUUCCUCCACUGCUUUCUCUUCCUCCUCUUCCUCCUCCUUAGACAAACUCACUGAGUCCCUGCUAAAUAAGUGGAAGCCAGAUCCCUCCGGUUCAAAGGUCCCCCAGGUUAAGAAGGAGAUUGAAAUGAGCCCAGACCUUAAGUCCCACCCCAGGGUCACUCUCAUGCAGCUCCUUCUGGAGCGCAAGAAUAACGACAAGGUAAACAAAAUUGUGGUUAAUCCAGAUUUGCAGCAUGACGCAACCCUGUCCAGUCUGUCACGGGGCCCACUUAAAUCACUGGCCCCCUGGGAGGAAGUAAGGACACAGAGUCCUCUGGACAGAUCAGGCCUUCCAUUGUACUCUCUCAGCCGAGACCCCAGCAGCACCCCAUCCCCCUACCCCUCUCCCCAUGUCCAGUCCAGCCCUCUGGAUCUGUGUAAGUCUAAACCCUUCCCUGCUGAGAAAGCUGCAGAUGAGCCAGCGUUCAGCGCCAGUAAAUUGUUACAGAACCUGGCCCAGUGCGGCACCGCCUCGCCCUCCCCACCCAUGGUUCCCAGCAAAGUACCCAGACGGGAGCUGGAGGUGGGUGGUGGCAGGCCUCUGGCUCUGCUGGAGAGGCUCAAUGCCCCCAUCCAGAGGAACACAACAAUUACCCCCCUCUCAGACAGGCCCUCGGGCAGCGGCACACCGUCGUUCGGUCGCCGGGGGGAGGUGUCGCCCACCUCGUCCCAGAUCGAGAACCUUUUGGAGCGUCGCACAGUACUGCAGCUCCUGCUGGGAGCAAACUCCUCCUCUGCCUCCUCCGUGGCCCCAGCCACCCACAGAGACAGAGACAGAGACAGGUCCGGUGGGAGGUGCAGUGUGGAGACGGCAGCGGGGAGCUGCUAUGAGAAGCACCCUGGCACCUCUGUCAUCUGUGACAGAUCCAAGGGGCCCUCGGCAGCAGAAUUCAAGGUUAAAACUGAACCGGGGGAAGAGGUUCUAGGCCUGUUGUCCUCUACAGUAUGUCAGGAUGUGACGAGCAGAAAGAGAAGGGGAGGAGGAGGAGGGUAUGACGACAGGCACAGCCCGCUCUCUGAACCCCAGCAGGACCUAAAAAAAGAGCCCAGGCCCACAGAGGUCAUUGCUAAAUAUGGCCUCCUAAGCCAGCUCCUAAAACAGCAGAGCGCCACCUACUACACCAGCGCUAAACAGCCACACACAGAUCGCCGGCCAAGCCCUGUCCCUGUGAAGGAGGAGCAGAGAGACUACCACCACCAGGGGCCCAGCCCUAAAAAGAGACGGCUCUGCUCAGAGCUGGCUAUGAGCCUGAACAAUGGCAGCCCUCAGAGGGCCGUGGUGGACAUUGGAAGCAGCCACAGCCACAAUAGCCUGGUCCAAAGCCUGGUCCAUAGCCAGAUACAGGAGGAGCCUGAUUACCACAGGGGCCUCAGGAGCCCUAAUGAGGAGGAGGCCCCAGCCAGGAGCCCCAGCAGUGAAGCUCUCCUCCCCAGGGAGAGCCGGGGCUUCAACGUGCUCAAACAACUGCUCCUGUCUGACAAUUGUCUGAAGGAGCUGUCCCAGCAGCCCCGGGGAGUCCCCAGCCCCUCUGUCCCCUCUGUGCUGCAGACCAACGGUAAAGCCAACGGGAGCAUCCUCAACCUCAAUCAGUCAGGCUACAAUCAACACGACCUCCUCAACCUGCCUACCCUGCCCUGGCACCACCCCCAUAGCUCCCUCAACUCAGGGUCACCCAGCCACCUCAGACCCCUGCCCACCCCCCAGACAGGGGACAUCAGUCAACGCUCCCCCUGGGGGCGUCACACAGCCCCCCCACCCCGUCAGGACUCGCCCAAACGGUACCCCACCCCGGUGAAACGGGAGCCGGAGAGUCCGGUGCAGUGGGCAGGUCGAGACCAGGAGGAGGAGGGCUGUGACUUGAGCCCAGACUCCCCCCGGCUCACCCGCUCCAACCCCAUCCUGUACUACAUGCUGCAAAAGGGUAGCGCUCAGCUGAGAAGGGAGGGGAGGGACCAGGCGGAGGGGACCCAAGGGUCAGGGCCAGGGGGAGUGAAGGUGAAGGAGGAGCCAGGUAAUGAUGGCCAUGAUGCCUAUGAACACAAACUGAGUUCUGCCACCACCACCCAGCACUCCUCCCUGUCCCCUCCCUACAAUAACGACAAGCACAGCCACAAAAACGACAGGCUGAGCGACUCAUCUCACAAUUGGUAGUUUUAAUGACUUUCAUUAACUAAAACAUAAAAAAUUGCCAAAUUAAUUUGUAGUUAGAUGAGAAGAAAUAACAACAAGGAAUGCAAGAGUGAGGAUUUUGAAUGAAAAGAACCGAGCAAAUGAAUUCAAGGCAUUCUUUUCAUUACUGUAUCAUAAUUAUCGAUGACUCGGUUUACGAAAUGGGUGGUACGAUAUAUCUCUACUUCAACAGAAUGUCAAAUCACUUGCACCAAAAUUAGGUGAUUGUCAAAUUUGGACAUGCCCACUGGUGAUUUCCAUACAGUAUGUAUUUCACAUUCUUAAAUGAAUGAAAGAAAGCACCUUUCAAAGAAGUUGUCUGGUUUUACUCCAAUGAUCUGUGUCUGUAUUGCACACAUAUCACUAUUCUGUGUCCUCUUUGUUGGCACCUGUAAAACAUUGAUCAAGAACAUUUCCAGCUACCUUUAUUAUUGAUGACUCCAAAAAUCACUGCAUCUUUAUUUAUUUUCCCAACAGGAAGUUUUCAGAUAGACAGAAAGCAUACAUUUUUGAUCAAACCCUAAAUAUAGUCAUACCAGGGUAAGCACAGCAGUACAUUAAAACAUACACGAUAGAGACACGUUUAAAGGAAGACCCUGUGAACAAUGUUCAUAAUCAAAUCUACUAAAGGUACCUACAGUUCAAUUCUGUUAGAGGGCUCUGUGUUGGUUGCUCCUGCACCUUCUCCUCGAGACUGAUUUAAUUAUAUGAUCAUCAGUGAGUCGACUAUGUCGACUGACAGACAGGGCUCAUGUGGUCACAACGCAUUGCAUUUUGCUUUGAUAUGUAAUGAACUUGUUGGGGCUACGUUUUGACAGUGCAGAUUGGGGGUGACGUCUUCAUAGAUGGUAAUACAACUGGUAAUACAGCUAUUACUGAAUAGUAGUAGUAGAGGUUAUUUAAAAAACCUUUGACGAGCCUACCUGUGGGACAUUGAGUUGUGUGUGGGUGGUUGUAGAGUAGUUGUAUAUCAGUGGAGGCUGCUGAGGGGAGGACAGCUCAUAAUAAUGGCUGGAACGGCGCAAAUGGAAUGGGAUCAAACACCUAGAAACCAUGUGUUUGAUGUUGUUGAUGCCUUUCCACAUAUUCCUCUCCAGCCAUUACCACGUGCCCGUCCUCCCCAAUUAAGGUGCCACCAACCUCCUGUGUUGUAUACAGGUUCUGGGCAACAGUUAAAAUACUGCAGCAUCUGCAUAAUUAUUAGUUCCCAAUGAAUUCAAAAUGAAUGGUUUUGAAAUAUAAAUGCAUAUUCUGAAAUGUAAAAAAUGCAGUCUAAUUUGAUAUUGUACCCCUGAGUUUGCACUGUCAAAGUUGAGCUGUUGGUGUCCUUAAAAAUAAUAUGUUUAUGGCAUGUAAUGAACAAUUGUCAGUGUUGUUAUCCAUUGAGAAUUUGACCGUUUGUAAAGCUUAUCUUGUGUUUCUUGAUUCUCGUGCUUUAUAGACACCUUUUACUUUCUUGGCGGUUUCUUAGCUCAUAUUAAAAUGUAAAAAUAAUUGCAUGGAAAUAAAGAGGCAACCACAGGUACAUUUUAAAGCAGCUGGAUAUGACGUGAACCUGUCACCCAAUAAUCAUUGAGACAUUGUUGGUGUUUUGAGGGCUUAUCUGAUCUCUAGCUCGUUAUUUGGAUUGUACUGUAUUUGAUCCGUUUCUGGUUUCAGUUUCCCACACUGCUGUCAUCCAUUUAGUCUUACAUGUGAUCUUUUUUAAUACACAUACAUAUGAAGUACAUAUUCAGUACGUUUCUUCUAUUAUUAAUAGAUUUUCACAAUGGUUAAAUAUAUUUGUGUAAAUAGUACUUUCAUUAUGAAAGAUAACUAUUUUGUAUUGGUGAAGAAAAAUAUAUUACCCUAGUUUUUAAUGCCCGGAAAAAUGUAAAUAUGAAUUCUAUGCGUAAUAGUGUACAUACAUACAAAUGACAGAGGAUGCUAUGCCCAUUUUUUGGUUGGUUUGUUCUUUGCAUGUGUCUCUAUGUGGUAAAAUGAUAAUCUAUCCUGCGCUGUGUUGUGUAAUACUGUCUGACUCUCCUCACUGCUGCCUGUUGCAUGCAGACGCAUGGGAACUACCUGUGUAUCCCUACUGGUGAUGGGGCAAAAUGUCAAGUCUUAAAAUAGGUAUUUUUAUCACAGAGAGAGGGUCAUUUAGAACAUGAACAGUCCCUAAAUAACCACAGACUGCUGAGCAAGUGGAGAAAAUGUGUGAAAAUAAAACGUGCAUUGAAUAUUUUUGUCAUUUUAUUUUCUGUUACUGGUUGAUGACAGAGCAGUGGUAUGAAGUACAAUCAUAGACCUACUGGCAUUGAGCAUCUGAAACAUACAUUUGUAGCAAAAAUAACGUUUUUGUUUCAUUUUUCCAUGUGACAACCUGAAACAUUAUUUCAUUUUUUAUGUUUGCAUUUUUUUGGGUGUUCAUUUGCACUGAUAUCUCCAAAAUAAAGUACUAAAAUGCU
Molecule: messenger RNA, 7304 nt
Organism: Oncorhynchus mykiss (rainbow trout)
Lineage: Eukaryota; Metazoa; Chordata; Actinopteri; Salmoniformes; Salmonidae
Product: nuclear receptor-interacting protein 1
Biological process (GO): regulation of transcription by RNA polymerase II
Cellular component (GO): nucleus
Molecular function (GO): signaling receptor binding; transcription coregulator activity
Source: RefSeq, a predicted model, not a curated record